ACUGAGGACUACUAUGGGAUUCUGCCUUCUACGACCCCUCUGAUUCGAACCUCGGGGGCAUUCCUCCGGCUCUGCCGCGUAAACCUUCGACCUCGAUCUCAGCUCAACGAUCUCGCGUCGAAGUUCACCUUGCACAUCCGCCCAACGCCAAUUACAUUUCGCAGACGGACUGCAGCUCUGAGACACCUUGAGGAGAAUGGGCCGGAUCUUUUGACUUUAAUUUUUCCCAGAUCCUCGGGGCUGGUCGUUGAUGGUCAAUGCUGUUAGAGUUGCGCCAUCUUGAGAUCUAUGAACAGCGCGCGACACAUGCAUCUCGUUCGCACCCGGCCUUUGCUCAAGGAAUCGGCUCAUUGGAAAGAGUCAAGAUGAGAAUUCCAAUUCGAAUACAGCUUGGAGUGUUUGUCCUGCUCUGCGCUUUGGUACCUCUAGCUGUAUUAGCUAUUGCGGUUUGGAUCAAUAAUUACCAAUUCGUCGUUGGCGUCACCUCUAAUUCUCUCACUCUGACCGCAAGUCUCAAGGCUGCCGAGAUCGCGAGUGACCUGUUGUUGAUACAAAGCACAUGUGCUACGAUAGUAACAAGAAUUCUGCUGCAAAAAGCAUUGAAGAAUUUUUACGCAGGCAAUACCUCGGAUACCAACUUCUCUGCGGCUUAUAGCGAUGUCCAAAGUGCUCUUGCAAGUGGAGGCUUCUCGUCUCUUCUCCAAGUCCAGGUCUACUCAAGAAACGAUACUAGUAGCUCGAGUGCGCUCCUUAGUGCGACCGCUAAUACGACAGGCAUCGAGUUGCCUUCCCAAUAUCCUAAUGGAACUUAUGCCGUGCUUGGCGAUAAUACAAGUCUUGGAUACCCCGCGGCACUCUAUCCAAACAUCACCUACACCACCACGGGCACUCCCGAUAUCAUUGAUCCCGCAAUCAAUGCAACUACUGCCAGUGCCUUUGCCGAUUUUCCCCUAAAUGCAUCUUCAUAUCUUCUGCUUGGACCGCUUUCGAUCAACGACAGUUAUGCUCUGGUUUCUCUCACCUUACCUAUCGUUGACAACUCUCAAGCUGGCAAUGUUCUUGGCUAUAUGACUGUUGUGGCUGCUGCCUCAUCUAUUAUCACUGUGACGCAGUCUCGUGAAGGAUUGGCAAAUACAGGCAUAGUGACAAUCAUCGGACCCAGUCGAAGAGAGAACCAGUUCAAGUAUGCCCAACGACCAGCAACCGCAAUUUAUGCUCCCACAGUAGCAGACAACGGUGAUGCUGAGGUCAAAUACAUCCUGCCUCCCUUGAACGUUACGUCAACCGACCGCCAUUCAGUUUACAACCACAACCUCACUCAGUAUGGUUCCUCGAAUUUCACUUUGAAGCAGUUUCCUGCCGCUUUAAAUGGAUUCUCCAGGCAAACUAAGUCUCCAAACAAUGCCAGCAGCAUGCUCUCUACCACUAACGAGCAAGGCGUAAGUGUUGCCGUAGGAUAUGCUAGACCCCAAAGCAGCCUUGUCAGUUGGCUUCUUAUUGUUGAGCAAAGCCACGGAGAAGCUUGGACGCCAAUCAAUCACCUGAGAAACAUAGUCCUAGCUUGUGUCUUUGGAACGUUUGGCUUCAUUCUACUGAUCGUUGUUCCCAUGGCGCAUUUCAGCGUCCGUCCUAUUAGGAGAUUGCGAGACGCAACGAAGAAAUCUAUUGCACCUCCUGGUUAUACUCCAAAUGGAAGCAUUCAUUCUGAAGAGAUCGUUGAUGAAAAUGGAGAUUUGGAGCGCAGCACGUCUCAAAAAUCAAAGAAGGGGAUUCUUGUUAGAUUGAGAAAUCUAGGCCACAGGCGGAAGACUCCCACAGAAAAGGAUGAAGAGGAGAGGAGGAGAAGUUUCAAGAUCCCUGCCAAAGUUCCUAGCAGGAAGCACUGGAUUACUGACGAAUUGACGGAACUCACAGAAACCUUUAACGAUAUGUCAGACGAGCUAAUGCUGCAAUACACAGGUUUAGAAGAGAAGGUUCAAGAACGGACUGCUGAGUUGGAUGUAAGCAAAAGAGCCGCAGAAGCUGCUAACGAAAGCAAAACACUGUUCAUUGCGAACAUUUCGCAUGAACUCAAGACUCCACUGAACGGUGUUUUGGGUAUGUGUACAGUCAUGAUGCAUGAAGACAACCUAGAGAAGAUCAAGAGAGGCCUUUCGAUAGUACACAAGUCCGGCGACCUGUUACUUAACCUUCUAAACGACCUGUUACUUUUCAGCAAGAAUCAGAUAGGACAGCAACUAAGUUUAGAGGAGAGAGAGUUCCGAUUGAUCGAUAUCAAGACGCAGAUCAAUACCCUGUUUACCAAACAGGUGACGGAAGGAGGCAUCAACUUUGGAGUUCGCUUUAUCGGGGUUGAUGCGGAUGAAUUUCCUUCAGAAGCUUCGAAAAAGGCUCUUCCUGCUCUCGGGCCGUCAGGUGUGAGAUUGAAGGACAUGUGCCUCUGGGGCGAUCACAACCGUAUUCUGCAAGUCAUUAUCAAUCUUGUCGGCAACGCGCUAAAGUUUACGCCCCCCAACGGGAAGGUGGAAGUCCGUAUUAAGUGUAUUGGUGAAGCAGAAAGUACAUCUGAUGGCAGUCGGAACUCUAUGAACUCCAAGCAAAGCUCCCAGAGAUCGAGGAAUCGACACCGAAAUGACUCUGAAUCGAACGCAUCGCAGAUGUCCAAGAAGCCGUCAAGUCCUUCACAGCAGCCCGCUGGAACCGCAUUACUGAUCAAUCCCAUGGACCCCAAAUCGAUUCCUCGAAUCCAAGUUCGAGAGCGCUCGAGGAGUCCACCACCUCUGAAUGCAAAGAGUCUGUGGUUUCAGUUUGAGAUAGAGGACACCGGACCUGGAAUCCCAGAAGCUAUGCAAGAAAGAGUCUUUGAGCCUUUCGUCCAAGGCGAUCUUGGUCUAAGCAAGAAGUACGGCGGCACUGGCCUUGGAUUGAGUAUUUGCUCCCAAUUGGCUACUCUCAUGGGCGGCACUAUAACCCUUGAGAGCAAAGAAGGGGUUGGAUCAACCUUUACUAUGAAGAUCCCACUUAGACAUACGAAAACCCGGGCACCGUCCACAUCUAGCUCAGAAGUUCAUGGUUCUCGAGCACCGAGCAUCUCUGAUGAUGGUCCUCCUGACUUCACGCAUAAACUACCGUCAAAUGCAAGUCCAAGAAGCGCAAUGGACAAUGACAAGCAACCCCGACUAGUUGGCCUAAGUCAACCCUUUUUCGCCGUACCACCCAGUCCGCCUGCAACGAAGGAUCCGGAAGACCAACUCGCAGCGUUGGAUCGAGCAGCUGCAGCAAAGGAACCCGGCUCGAAACUUCGAGUCUUGGUUGCUGAGGAUAAUCUUGUCAACCAAGAGGUCGUUUUGCGCAUGCUCAGUCUAGAAGGCAAAUUCGACGUUGUUGUAGCAAAGGACGGCCAAGAAGCUUACGAUACAGUCAAAGCAGAGAUGGCCAAAGGCCAGUACUUUGAUGUCAUCUUCAUGGACAUUCAAAUGCCAAAUCUUGACGGCCUCCAGAGUACUCGUCUCAUUCGACAAAUGGGAUACUCGGCUCCUAUUGUGGCUCUGACGGCUUUCGCAGAAGAGAGCAACGUCAAAGAGUGUCUGGCAUCUGGCAUGGAUAUGUUCCUCAGCAAGCCUAUUCGACGCCCAGCAUUGAAGCAGGUCCUGAAGCGUUUCGCCACCAUCCCCGAGGAGAACGAAACAUCGUCCGUAUCGAACACCAAUAACGCCAGCAGCUCUGCUCCAUCGGAAAUCGAAGGAAGUAGCAAAUCUGAAGUUUCUAAACUCCCCGACGCUCCCAUCGUACCAACAGCAAACGGCAGCACUCUCUGAUGGUAAUGAUGUCUCACUCCCCCAGGAUAUCUACCACUUACUCUUCAUUUCGGAGGACGACCUAAUACCCAUACCCUCCAUUUUUAAUUAUGUUUCUUAAUUGUACGAUACGAAUUUCAUUUG
Molecule: messenger RNA, 3941 nt
Organism: Mollisia scopiformis
Lineage: Eukaryota; Fungi; Ascomycota; Leotiomycetes; Helotiales; Mollisiaceae
Exons: 6
Coding region: 258-3818 (1186 amino acids)
Biological process (GO): phosphorelay signal transduction system; protein autophosphorylation
Molecular function (GO): histidine phosphotransfer kinase activity; phosphorelay sensor kinase activity
Source: RefSeq, a predicted model, not a curated record